AUGAAGAAAGAGAAUUGGACUUGCUUAAUUGAGAUUGUCCUACUUGGCUUUUCAGAUUUUCAGUCUAUGCGAGAACUUCUGUUUUGCCUGGUUCUAAUAUUUUAUCUCAUGUCAUUGAUGGGCAACAGCUUGAUUUUGAUCCUCACCAUUUUCAGUCCUACCCUGCACACCCCAAUGUACUUCUUCCUCUGGAACUUGUCCUUUGCGGAAAUUGGCUACACCUCCUCCAUCAGCCCAAAGAUGCUAGUAAAUUUGUUAUCAGAGAACCAAAAUAUAUCCUUUUGGGGCUGUGAAUGUCAAAUGAGUUUCUUCAUUCUCUUUGGUAUUACUGAGUGUUGUCUUCUUUGUGUUAUGGCAUAUGAUCGCUACAUUGCCAUUUGUCAACCCUUGCAAUACCCAUCUAUCAUGAACCUCAGGGAAUGUACUAAGCUUGCUGCUGCUUCAUGGGCCAUUGGUAUUUCUGUGUGUGUGGGGCAAUCUAUUUCAAUAUUUACCCUUCCCUUCUCUGGGUCAAAUAGAAUCAGCCAUUUCAUCUGUGACCUUAUGCCUGUUCUGAGACUGGCGUCCACCAAUACUUACAAAAAUGAGGUGGCCAUUGCCACAGUAACAGUUUUAGUUAUUCUGGUACCCCUUUUGCUCAUCCUGUUUUCAUACAUCCUCAUCAUUUCCACUAUUUUCACAAUGCCACUGGCCAAAAACAGGCACAAAGCCUUUUCCACUUGUUCCUCACAUCUCACUGUGGUCUGCAUUUUCUAUGGAACUGGCAUUAUUACGUACAUUCGUCUCAACUCAGAAUAUUCCAUGGACAAUAGCAGGUUCCUUUCUCUGCUCUACACAGUGGUGACCCCAAGUUUAAAUCCCAUCAUUUACAGCUUGAGAAAUAAAGAGAUAAAAGCUGCUUUCAAGAAAUCUAUAAAAUCUAUAGCAAGGAAACAGAUCCUCUUUAUGGGAUAA
Ahaetulla prasina is the source of this 954-nucleotide messenger RNA. RefSeq names its product olfactory receptor 10A4-like. Gene Ontology annotation, molecular function: olfactory receptor activity; G protein-coupled receptor activity. The transcript has a single exon. Gene Ontology annotation, cellular component: membrane. The coding region runs from base 1 to 954 and encodes 317 amino acids. Gene Ontology annotation, biological process: G protein-coupled receptor signaling pathway. Lineage: Eukaryota; Metazoa; Chordata; Lepidosauria; Squamata; Colubridae. The record is from RefSeq and is a predicted model, not a curated record.